Metarhizium acridum CQMa 102 is the source of this 1017-nucleotide messenger RNA. RefSeq lists its product as uncharacterized. The record is from RefSeq and is a predicted model, not a curated record. Gene Ontology annotation, cellular component: membrane. Gene Ontology annotation, biological process: polysaccharide biosynthetic process. NCBI's taxonomy places the organism in Eukaryota, Fungi, Ascomycota, Sordariomycetes, Hypocreales, Clavicipitaceae. Gene Ontology annotation, molecular function: acyltransferase activity, transferring groups other than amino-acyl groups.
AUGAGCUCCCUGACCUUCCGCCGAGCCCUUCGCUUGUAUCUACCAACUGCCGUUUCGACAUUCAUGAUCAUAUGUCUGCUGAGAAUCGGUGCCUACGAAUGGACACGACCAUUCGCCGGUGACCGCAUGUAUAUGAAGAACAUAGUCGAGCCUCAUCCAGUCCGAAUGAAGUCGUCGUAUGCUCAAUUCAGAGACUGGGCCAUUCACAUGUACAAUUUUGUUCACGUGUUUGGUUGGGACAAAUACGGCGGCAGCACAUCAUAUGAUGUGCAUCUAUGGACUAUUCCUGUCGAAUUCCGAUGCUCUUUAUACUUGUUUCUUACCAUUAUCGGCACCGCACGCCUGAGGACUAGUAUUCGAUUCCUGACUGUCGGCGGAAUUAUAUGGUUCAGCUAUCGGCAUUCAAGAUGGGAGCUGUGUUUAUUCCUGUGUGGCAUGCUUCUUGCGGAGAUGGACCAUAUUCGUGGUGCCCACAUUCCUCCACCUGCUUUGCCCCAGAGCGAAAAGCAGCAUAGAAUGUCUCACGGUUGGGCCAAGAGUCUAUUUUGGACUUCUGUCAGUGUCCUAGGCCUGUACUUGAUGUCGCAACCGGAUGAUGGUGGUGAGGUGGCUCCAGGUUGGGUCUAUUUGACUUCACUCAUUCCUAAGUGGUGGACGGAAGAAAAAUUCCGAUACUGGCAAUCUGCAGGCGCAGUUGUGUUUGUCCUGGCUGUUGGUCACUCUCGAGCUUGGCAACGAUUCUUCAAUUCUCCUGUUGUGCAAUACUUUGGCAAGAUUUCAUACGCCUUGUAUUUAAUGCACGGCCCCGCAAUGCACACGGUUGGCUAUCAUUGGGAGAAGAUGGCGUAUGGAAUUACCGGUGUUGAAGGAUAUCGGUACAACAUUGGCUUUUUUUUGGGCGCAGCCUUUACUAUUCCCACGGUCAUUUGGUGGGCUGAUGUCUUCUGGAGAGCGGUGGAUAUUCCCACUGUCAAGUUUGCCAAAUGGUUUGAAAGCAAGUGUAUUGCCAAAAAUUGA